Molecule: messenger RNA, 414 nt
Organism: Plasmopara halstedii
Lineage: Eukaryota; Oomycota; Peronosporomycetes; Peronosporales; Peronosporaceae
Exons: 2
Coding region: 1-414 (137 amino acids)
Source: RefSeq, a predicted model, not a curated record
AUGAGUGUUCUAAAGGUCAAAAACAAUACUGCUCUACUCGUGAGAUUUGUAGGUGUUUCGAACACAUUCCUGCAAGAAAUAUCAGAAAUUCUUCUGGCCAAGACGGGUAUCAGCAAUGUUGAAAAGAGUCAUUCUCAGUCAGCAUCUGCUGAGAGUACCGCAUAUCACAGUCUACGGAAACAUAAUUUGGAAAAGACAACGCUGAGCUUCAGUCUCCAGAUUUGUAUUCUAUUGGCCAAAAGAGCGUUCAAGUAUCGUGGUUUCUAUGGUUCAUUCCGAGUGUGGCGACUUUCUGCUGCAGCCCCUUCGGCCCCUGUUGAUACAUGCGACUGUGAGUUGCGAGUGGUACGGCUUCUUCCUGUUGUUCCUAAUGAUGGUUCAUGUAUGUCACUGUCCAACGAUACAGCUGAGUGA